Messenger RNA from Apis florea (little honeybee), 1386 nucleotides. RefSeq lists its product as uncharacterized. Lineage: Eukaryota; Metazoa; Arthropoda; Insecta; Hymenoptera; Apidae. The record is from RefSeq and is a predicted model, not a curated record.
AAUCAUUCAUAUAAUUGAAAAUAGAAGUAAAAAUAUUGAGAAAGUAAGGAAAUGCAGAGUUAGGAACGAGAGUGAGAAUGAUAGUUAAAAAUCGGGGGUUGCUCUUUCGAAGCAAUCGGAGAGUGCGCUGCUGAACCCCACGUGGUGGGUAUAAGAAGAGCGGUGCGUAUCGUUACCAGUCAUUGUACAUCUUAUUUUUCCGGAGUUUAGUAAGUGUCGCGCGUAUCAUAUAUUUACAUAAAACAGAGGAAACGGUAGUGUCUCGAUUUUUCGAAUUUCAUCAUUGUUUUUUUCAGUGAAAAAUUAGUUUUUGCAUCGGGAUCUCGGUCAAAACAAUGAAAUACAGUAUCUAUAUAAAAGAUAUGUGGCUGCUUCUUUCUAUGGUUUCUUUUUUGAUAUGUGCGAUUGUUGCCAAUACAAAUAAUGACGAUUCUACUAUAGCAGAUGUAAUGGGACUGGGGAAUGAAAAUAACGAUAUAACAACUGAGAUUCAUACCGGAAGACUUUCGAAAGAUACAUGGAAAACAUGGAAAAAAGAAUCGUUCAAAGAAAGAAGAAAUGGAAAAGAAAUUAAUCCAAAUAUUUUUUUAACAGAAAAUGGAGAAAUUAUAGAAACGUGGUUUGAUUUACCUACAGAAGAUAAAAGAUUUAAAAAAGUUUUACAAGAAAAAAAUCCUUGGUUUUAUUAUUAAAGCAAAAGAUUGAACUAUAAACCGAACGUCUCUAAUCGUAGACGCGGAGUAUUUGAUAGAUGGGGUGGAAAACGAGGAAAAAGAUGUGCUCAAUUAGAUAUUGAUUCACAAACUAAACGAACAAAAAUUAUGAACGAUGUAUCUCUGAAUGAAUUUAAAGAAACAGCAAAUACGAAAAAAUUCCACUGGAUACCUUUUAACAGUUGGGGUGGAAAAAGAACAGAAAAAUCGAACAAUCGAGAAUCAUUUUUAAUAUUCUCGAGGAAUCCUAAUAAUUUACGCAACUUGGAUGUUAUUAAAGAUGGAUUUAUUUUGGAAAGAAAUAGUGGAAAAAUUGAUGAAGAAAAUCUUGCGGUUCAAAUGAAAAAUUUGUUAUCUACUGUGUAUAAGAAUUCAAUCGGGAAACGCGAUCCUUUUCUUUAUUCGAUACCUUUGCGUCUAUCUAAUAGAAUAAGCGAAGGAAAAUACACGAUAGAAGAUGAAAUUACCAAGAAUUGGCCAUUAUCAACGCCUGAGAAAAAAGCCGAACAACGUAAAAAAACAAAAUUCAAUCCUUGGGGUGGAAAAAGAAAUUUUGAAAUAUAAGAAUAUUUUUGGAAAUAGAUACUUCACAGUGCCUGCAUAUUCUUUAAAGAAUGACAAGAAUUUUUUUCUUUUGAAUGAAUAUAAAUAAUUGGAAACUCAUUAUUUUAUA